Messenger RNA from Fusarium proliferatum ET1, 822 nucleotides. RefSeq lists its product as uncharacterized. The transcript is spliced from 2 exons. The coding region runs from base 1 to 822 and encodes 273 amino acids. The record is from RefSeq and is a predicted model, not a curated record. Lineage: Eukaryota; Fungi; Ascomycota; Sordariomycetes; Hypocreales; Nectriaceae.
AUGGGUAAUUUCGGAACUGCUGUCAACUCCCUGUUAGGCACUUACACCAAGUGCCUGUCUCUUCUCAAAGGCUUCCCUAAGGAUGAGGAUUCGGCGACAUUGAGUGAGACUCGCUCGACACUGAGCACCUCACUUCGGUCUGACAGAGCUCGAGUGCGUCGAGAAUAUGCUUCGCGACUUUCACAAGAUGGUUCUCGGUUUGAAAAAGGUGAUGCUCCUGCACGAUCGGCUCUUAGACGCAUUGUGAGGAAACUCACAAACACCCUGGCCGACGUAGUCCGCUCAUUUCAUGACCCUAAAGGACAGCCGAUCAAUUGCGAGUCUCUUCUAGCUCUAUCCACGGGCUCAAGUCUAGACGCCGUUCGCGCGAUGAGUGACUUGUCAACCAGAGUAGGAUCAACUUCAAGUUCCAGUUCACGGGGUAGCAUCGUGAGCAGAGGACGACAGAGAUCCCGCCGUCAUAGCCAGAAAGCCGGAACCAAGUCUAAGAGACGGUCAACAGAAGAGCGGUCUAAGCGUGACAAGACCAGAGGCAAGAAGUCCACGAGCCAUAGCCAUAGCCGGAGACGUACGUCCUCCGAUCGGCGGCAUUAUCAACAUGGUUCGACCAGCCGGCACUCGCCGGAAAUAAAAGGGCCUCAUAACCGAGUCUCCAUAGUGACCAUUGCUUCGGAUUCCACCAAGCUGGGAGAGAUCAGGCGGCGCUUGUCGAAGCAGAUGCCUUUGGAGGAAUAUGAGAACAUGGCCGCUUAUCCAUUGUAUGCCUACCAUGCCCAAGAGGCACCAGUGCGUAAGAAAUGGUGGAAUCCUUUCAGGCGCUGA